AUGAAAUCCAUCCGUUGCAUAUCCCUACUACUGUCAAUAUGCAUCUUACUCAUUUCGUUAACACAAUACACAUUUUCCUUUCAAUAUACACAUAAUACACGCAGACCAUUUCCAUUAUCACUGCCGCGAUCCGCAACCUUGCACCCAAAAGCAUUCCCAUUGGCAUCCUCGAGCAGCACGUUGGACGAGGAUCUAGUAGCAAUCAAAGAAGAAUCCAUUUGGGAACAAAUGGCCCGCGUCUUUCAUCCCGGUGAUGAUAUUUCCAAAGACAUUGAAGCGACACGGGCCUAUACACAAACUGUAACUUUACUUCGAGUGGGUCUUCCAUCCUUCUUCCUUGGGGCGUCGGCGCACGUUGCCUAUCCCACGGUUGCCAUUGCGCUGGCCAAUCUGAUCAAUGAUUCGGGAGUCUUUGCCGUCGUCUCUCAAGAUUCGUCGCAAUACAUUCAAAAUGUCUUGACCACUUCUGGACUUACCUUUAGUCUGUUAGUGGGACAAACCUAUUAUUUCAUGUACCAACAACAAGAAGCCAUUUAUCUCAGCCUCUUUGAAGAAGUCACCACGGCCAAAUCGCUCUUGGAACAAGUCUCGUUGGUGUCGCAAGGCCGAGAGAAUUUGUAUCAACGCAUGUUGGGAUGUGUCCGAGAUUAUGUGGACAAUGACUUGACCAAAUUCAAUGACAUUGAACCAGCUGUGUUACUCUCGAGCAAACCCAUGGACGAUCCCUUGGAAGAAAUUUUGUAUUUGACCAGUGUGGGAGAACCAUCCAUGAUCUAUCAAACAGUGCGAUCCUUGAGGCAAGCACGGGCGAGUCGUUUAGGAGCCUUGCAGCGCAAGUUGCCUGCAAUUCAUAUGUUUCUACUGUGGUCACUGGUUGCGAUUGUUCUCUUUACCUUUCCACUACUAGGUGCUGGUGUCCAAACCAUUGGUGGCAUGGGGAUUCUGAACAUUCAGGCCUGGUAUUUGGGAUUCAUCGUCUUUGGCAUUGCACUGGUCAUGGGCGUUGUGAACGAGUUGAGACAACCCGCCCAAGUGGGAGCCUACAAUGCCCGUUCGGUUUUGAAUGUCAUGGUGGCAGGAUUGCAAGAAGAAUUGGAUUUGCGCUUGUCCGGGGAGUUCCUAAUUACACCCGAUGGCUUUUUGGAACCAUCGGUCGAUGCGGAUGGCUUUCAAGUCAUUCAAGAUAGAAGUUAG
Cylindrotheca closterium is the source of this 1194-nucleotide messenger RNA. Lineage: Eukaryota; Bacillariophyta; Bacillariophyceae; Bacillariales; Bacillariaceae. The record is from the annotation of a GenBank genome assembly.